Messenger RNA from Daphnia carinata, 2103 nucleotides. RefSeq lists its product as uncharacterized. The record is from RefSeq and is a predicted model, not a curated record. Lineage: Eukaryota; Metazoa; Arthropoda; Branchiopoda; Diplostraca; Daphniidae. The transcript is spliced from 4 exons. Bases 1037 to 1795 code for a protein of 252 amino acids. Gene Ontology annotation, molecular function: signaling receptor binding.
ACAUAUAGAGAGAGAGUAGAGAUGGGGAGGUGGUGAUGUUGCCACCCGUCCCGGUCAGUUGCAGUCAAGACCGUUCGAGCGUUCAGACCUGCGCUUCACUUAGUCCCGUUGUCAAAGCCAAUUCAACGUCCCCCGGUCUGACCAGUGUGUACGUGCCCUGUGUUGUGUGUGUGUGUGUAUGUGUGUUGAAAAGCUGAACAAGAGACUCCGACGAGCGUAUCGAUAAUGAACAAUCCGCAUCGCACGCGAUCGUGACGGACAGUCGUCACAUGGUGGCCAUCAUCGGCAAUUGAUUUUAUUACUAUUUAAUACGUGGGGUUCCUUUCCUUUUUUUUUUUUGUGCGUGUCUUUCGAGCGCGGCAUUUCAUUGAUGAAAAAGGUGAACAUUUACGAGAGUGCAUAGGGGCUUUUAGAGAAAAAAAAAAAAAAAUUGAAACUUUAUAUUGGACUGGCAAGAUUAAAAGCAAAUGAUUGUGCUCGUAUAAAACGUGAUGCUACGAGUGAUGAUGAUGACGAGAUCGCCGCAUCAAAAUGCUCAAAACAAGUUACAAACGCGGUGGUAACGGUUAAGUAACAAAAAAAGAGAAGAAAAAAAAACAGGAGGAGAGGAAAGGUAAAAAAAAAAAAAAAUCUUUUUUUUUUUCGAGCGCGGAAGAAAAAAGGGCAAGAAUCGCGACGUCCGUUCCAGUUCGGAUAUAACCGCGACGGCCAGCGCUUCCCCGCCUUCCACACCUCCUCAAUUUUUUUUUUGUGUGUGUGUAAAAUUUCAAAGAUUUCCACGCUCUUCAUCUCAACACAGAAAGAAAAGAAUUCACAUGAGACGGACGGACUAUUAUCUCAUCUGGAAUCAGUGCCAAGCAAAAUUCUAUCGUGGACCCAAAGGCAAAACGACGCGAAAAAGAAGCGCGAAAUUCAAAGUGCACGUUACCGAUAACAGAUAACACUUGACAGUGUUCUUCGAUUUCAAAGAGAAAAUAACAAAAACAAACACGACAUUGAGUAACUUGCUUCUUCAUUUGUUCUGGGACGACGGACCAUGAGGCUAGCCAUCGUCUGCUUGAUUGCGGCAAUCAUGCUCGUCACUGCGGCCGUUGCCAGAUCUUCUACUAGUCACAAAGAGGGGAAACGUCAUCAUCAACAACAGCAGCAGCAACAGCAACAGCAGCAGCCACAAGCUAUCGAUCUGAUGAGGCAGCUGGAUCGCAGCUGGAACAACAUUUCGACGUUUCCUAUCAUUGGUGAAGAGGGCAUCACGCAAAGCAUAGCGCCUCAACCAACCACCACCAGGGUUAACGGAGGUGGUAAAAAGAAGAAAAGCAGUGGUGCAAAAAACAAACAAGAAUGGGACAAAAAGCACAAACGGAAGAUGGCCUCGCUUCAAACAAUGGCCGAACAAGAUCGUCGACUCUCUCUCAUGCACCUGCCCAGGCUGCCUGCCGCCACACCGACGUCUGCCCGAUUCGCGGAACAGAAAAGCCAAGCGACCGGCCUGGAAUGCUGCCCGACCGUUGUGGAAAUGGUUCAACCGAGUGGCGGAACCAACAUGGAAGGGCACGUAGUCGAAUUGUACCGGCACGGAGAUCUCGACCAGAGGAUCUACGAGCAUUCGUGCAGGCCGGAUGUGCUCAACCAGCCAUGCCGUUUCGUCGAAAAGCUUUUGCGUCCUCUUUCACGAUGCGUCCAGCAAUUCUCCUUCACCUACGCCGUCGUUUCCGACCAUCCAGCCGGCAACGAAUGGAGACUAGACUACAUUCGAAUCCGCAACGGAUGCGCCUGCGAGAUCCAACCGCCCUAGACGCGAACAGCACGAAACCUUUGCAAAAUUGCUUUGCCCACGAGCAAACCAUUUUUUUGUUUAUUUUAUUCUUUCAAAGACGUGGAGAGCGAUCAGCGAGACGCAUCGUAAAAGUGGUGAUGUCCUUUAAUCAAUUACCUCGUCGCUGGUGAUUACAGUCGCGAGCAAAAGAUUGCAAAGUCGUCCAUUAUUCAGAAAAGUUUUAUAGGGAAAACAAAUAAGGAGUGUUCAAAAAAAAAAAAAGAAAGAAAGAAAGAUGGUGCAAAAGUGUGGACACAAUAUAAAUUCCAAAAUGAAUUGUAAAAGAC